AUCACAUCGAACUGCGUGCGUUGUUUAUUGUAACUUUCUUGUGUAAAAUGUGAUUGUAUAUUAAAUCAAUUCAAGUGCUCUCCACUAAACAGUUGUUCUCGCCUUCAUCAAAUAUGGGAAAAACACAGUUUGAUAAAAACUGGCUUCAACAAACUGAUGCCAAUGGUACAUUGUUUGGGUCCUACAUCAUAGUUGACGACAAAGUAAAUAAUGCGGUGUAUUGCAAAGUUUGCAACAGAAAAAAGAUAUGCUUCGAGAAUCGGGGUUUUAUCGCAUUAAAGGAUCACGCAAAGUCAACUAAACAUCAAGAUUUAUUGAAAUUGUUCGAUGACACCAAGCAGCUGCGUUUGACUCCAUCGGAGUCAAGUAAGAUCCUCUCAAAGUCUUCACAAAAUAAUGUGAGUAACCAGGACGAAUUAUUUACCAUUAGUCCGAAACCGUCUACUUCUAAAGAAACCCAGCAAGCACAACUUCGUCUACAUAUCACUGAUGGAGAUAUUAUUAAAAAAGAGAUUACGUGGGUUAUCCACAGCGUAAUGAAGCAUUCCUCGUUUCACGCAGCUGAAAAGGAUUCGAAUGUUCUCAAAAUAAUUGCUCCAAACGAUCUGAGAGGUUUUUCUCUCUACCGCCAGAAAAUGACUGACAUGGUCAAUGAGGCCAUUGGGCCCUAUUUCCGGGAGCUAUUCCUAAAGGACGUUAGGGGCGAAUACUUUUCGUUUCUCUUUGAUGAAACGGAAGGAAACAAUAAACGCAAGGAAUUGGAAAUUACCAUAAAAUAUUUCUCGAAGCGUCUACAAACACUUAUGUUUUUUCACCUCGAUUCUGUUUUUCUGGGAAAAGCAACGGCGGACAUAAUGCUCGAAAAGAUAUUGCAAUCCUUGGAAAAGGCCAAACUUCCCCUGGCCAACUUGGUGAUGGUUGGAAGAGAUGGCCCCAAAGUAAACCAAUCAUUGGAACGAAAAAUCAACAGUAAGCUGGUAGGCGAACGAGGAUUUGAGCUGGUGAACAUCGGAUCUUGCCCUGCACAUAUUGUGCACAACGGAAUUAAAUAUGCACUUAAAGAAUAUGGAUCGGAGGUUUCAGAGUUGGCAAAAGUAGUUUACUAUUACUUUGAAGUGCCGGCUCGAUGGGAUCAGUUUGUAACCGAUAGUAAGUGUAAGCCCAAGAAGUUCGUGAAGUUUGUAGAUACGCGCUGGGUGCAGCUAGGUAGUGCCGCAUCUGUACUACUAGAAAACUAUAGUCAGUUAAUGUUACUCAAAACAAAGCUUGCCCGUAUGGAAGAAAAGCGGUUAACAUUCCACGAAAAAGUUCCGAAAGAUCUCCUUAUCAAAGCAAGAUUUGCCAGGCAAGCACACGCAGCAAAGCAAGAGCUGAAGAAAGGGGAGAAAAGGAUAAACGAAGAGAAGAAGAAAGAGAAACUGAUAGAAGAAAAGUAA
Armigeres subalbatus is the source of this 1436-nucleotide messenger RNA. RefSeq lists its product as uncharacterized. The coding region runs from base 114 to 1436 and encodes 440 amino acids. The transcript has 4 exons. The record is from RefSeq and is a predicted model, not a curated record. NCBI's taxonomy places the organism in Eukaryota, Metazoa, Arthropoda, Insecta, Diptera, Culicidae.